Molecule: messenger RNA, 2101 nt
Organism: Paramuricea clavata
Lineage: Eukaryota; Metazoa; Cnidaria; Anthozoa; Malacalcyonacea; Plexauridae
Source: the annotation of a GenBank genome assembly
AAAUAACGAGAGACUUGAAGGCAGAGAAAGAUGAGAUUGCUGAAAAGAUUAAGGCACAAACUGAAAUGAUUAUGGAAGUUCUCAAAAAUCGAGAGAAAGAGUUAUUACAAAAUUUACAAAGAAUUUAUUCCCACAAAGAAGACGUCUUGAUUAAAAAUAAAGAACGACUUCAUAAUCGACUUGAAUUGAUCAAAAGAACAUGUCGCUUCACGGAAAUUGCCAUAAAUGACGGAGAUGAAAUACAGGUGUUGAUAUUCGAGAAAUAUGCUCGGAAGAGGUUAGAAGAGCUGUCCCGUGCUGAAGUUCUUAUUCCAGCAAGUGAAGGACAUUGCCGCUAUUAUGUGACAGGAAGUUCACCAGGGAAAGCUGAAAACCUUCUUGGGAAUGUUGUAUGUUCAGCUGCUGAGCCAAAUCAAUGCGAAGCUGAAGGUGAAGGACUGAGGAGAGCGGUGGUUGGACAGGAUUCGUGUUUUUUGGUGAAUGUUAAAGAAAAGAAUGGUACACCGCUGACUAAUGGAGGUGAUGAUGUACAAGCACAAAUUACCACGACACGCGAUGAAACUGUCGAAGUUCGAGUUAGAGAUCACGACAACGGUACCUACACAAUAACCUAUUCUCCCAAUGCCAGCGGAGAAUUGAUUAUAGCAGUACGUGUAUACGGUGAACCCAUCAAAACUCCUGAUUGUAAAGUCCACGCUGUAUGCCAACGUGAUUACGAGAAGAUUGAAAAGCCUUUACUGACCAUAAGUCGGGUGACGCUUUCUGGCAAAGAGUCAACUUUGAAGUUACCAUGUGGAGUUGCGGUUGACAAUGACAAUCAAGGCAGAAUUCUCGUAGCUGACUGUCAUAAUCAUAGUAUUAAGAUAUUUUCUCGGGAUGGAAAAUUCAUCAAGUCGUUUGGGUGUUUCGGCACUAAAAACGGUCAGUUGAACAAUCCAACCGACAUAGCAGUCAAUGACGGGAAGAUUUACGUGUGUGAUAAAGACAAUAGUCGCAUUCAAUGUUUCACUUCAGAAGGCGUGUUUUUGACGAAGUUCUCCCAUGGUAGCACCCAGCUAAAACGACCAUGGGGGUUAUGUAUUGAUUGCAAGGGACGCGUAGUCGUGGCAGACACGAAGAAUAACAAGAUUCAAGUUUUCUCCAGUAAUGGAAAUUUUGUGACGAGUUUCGGCAAAGAAGGGAGUGGAGAGAGCGAGUUCCAGCAACCUUAUUUUGUGACGUCACACCCGAACGGGCAGAUUUAUAUCACAGACAACGGCAAUCACCGAGUGCAAGUCUUCGACGAAAGCUACUCUUAUUUAUUUCAAUUUGGUGGUGAAUAUGAUGCUCUGAGAUUGAAGUAUCCUACUGGAAUUACUACAGACAAUCAAGGUCACGUGAUCGUAGCAGAUCAAUGUAAUAGCAGACUGCAGGCGUACCAAGCUGACGGCAAGCAUAAAGUUGUCAUCUCGAAACCAUUUCUUAAUACGUCACAGUAUCAGAGUUAUCCUAAAGGUCUCGCUGUGUCACUGGAUGGUUAUGUAGUUGUUGCAGAUAGUGACAAUGAUAGAGUGGUUUUAAUAUGAAGAUACUUCAUAACUUUAAUAACGACACUCUUCAUAACUUUAGACCGGGAUUGCUGCCUUUCUGGGUAGAUUUCGAUCCUAUAUUUCGCAUUCUGGCGUGUGUAAUCGAAUAAGCAUACGUAAAAUGAUUGCAUUUAAAAUUUCUGAAUAAACUAAGUGAAGAGGAAUUGUGCGUCAGCAGUAAUUUUCAUACGCCAGGAUACGAAUCGAUCGUACACGCCAAAUCGCAGCGUGUAAAUGUACCUUUACUUGUUAGAGGUGUAACACAACGCUCAUCUAACUACUUCAUGGGAUUUGUGUACAAGGUUUUUCAUUUUCUUUUUCAAGCAAAUCUUAAUCCAAAAGUUUAUCGACAUCGACAUCGUUUAUGCCUUCAUCGUAGUGUACGUAAUUGUUAGUUUUGAUUAGUACUAACUUGCUAUAAAGAUAUAUUUUGUGACAGGCUGUGAGGUGUCAAUGGCUAAAUGCUCUUAGUAACUGUUCAGUUAACCUCUUGCUGCCCCUUUUUCAGUAUAUUUUGACUUUAAUCAGGUGAA